AUGGGCGAUAUCAAAAGUGUCGUUGUCUCGAUCUCAGCUGUCUCUGAGAUUUCGGAACGUAAGCGUACUUUCUCAAGUCUCUCGACUAGUACCACGUCAUCCCUCGCCGCCCCCAAGACACGUCGACCUCCGAGUGUGACAAGCACCGAGAAGGUCCGUGAGCUAGUUCGAUUAGCAAUCACAAGACUCCGAGUCCUGUUGAACGAGAACAAGGGCACGCGCAGGCCGAUCUCCCAGAAAGGCCUAUUCUCCUAUAACUACGUCGAGCCCCUUUUCAAUUGGUGGGGCGCAAACUAUCGUGUUCUCACCACACAAUGUCUCGGCCGAGUCGAAGCCUCCGACGCACUGGGUUCCGUGACGAAUCUUGUCAACGGAGCUUCUCACAACUAUGCUGGCUUCUACAAGGCUACUUCUCAGGCUGAGGAGUUGCAGCGGCUGUGUUUGGAAGCACUGCCGGUGUCCGACACACAGGCUGUUCCCCUUCUCCGAGACGAAACGAAUCCUGCAAUCGCAGACUUCUUUGGAGCAGACUUUUGCUUCACCACUAGCACUGGAUAUGGAUCUAACUAUAUCGCGCUGCCGGCAUUGAUCGAUUGCUCCACUGUGGUCAUCAUGGAUGAGAAUUGCCACAACUCGAUGUUCACCGGCGUGUUUCUGGCCCCCUCACCAAACUUGCGAAAGUUCAAGCACAACAAUAUGGAGCACCUUGAAACCUUACUGAGCGGGUGUUUUGAUGAGUCUGUCAAUGUGAUAGUGGCCAUAGAAGGUCUUUACAGUAUGGAAGCCGAUGUACCCCCCCUGGAUCUCCUACAUCGUUUGAAGAAGGACUACGAAUUCACUCUUUACUGCGACGAGGCUCACUCCUUCCUUUCUCUUGGGAAGACGGGUCGCGGAUGCCUCGAAUACUGGAACGACCACCACCCAGAGAGCCCGUUACCCUGGGAUCUGAUUGACAUUCGCACUGGAACACUUUCCAAAGCUGUCGGUGGUAUUGGAGGCAUAAUCGUCGGGAAGGCUGUCUUUCAGGACAUCAUCCGUGAGCACAUCGACGGCCUCGACGACCAGGACAAUGUCUCCUUGCCCAGCUCGACAAUGGUCCAGACGUUAUGGGUACUGGGGCAGCCACAUCGAAUCCGUCGUAGCCUCCAACGGCUUGCUGAAAUUGCCCGAUUCUGUCGCGAGGAACUGGAACGCUUCGGUAUAUUCGUUUAUGGUGACGUCGGUACACCGAUUCUGCCUAUCUACACCGGCAGGCCUAGCCUUUCUGCGAAGCUCUCUUACGCCCUGAGAUGCGCCGGACUACUGGCGACACCAGUUUGCACUCCAGCAGUGCCUUUCUGGGAGAGCAGAGUUCGAAUCAAUCUUUCGGCGGACUUCACAGACGAGGAGGUGAACAGGCUUGUUGAUGCUGUUAUUCGCGCUGCAGCAAGCGUUGGUCAUGGAUCUCGUGCUCAGUAUGGCAUUGGAGCAGGCGGUGCCAGAUGGAUCUGCGGCACGUUUCCUCCCCAUCUUGUGGUUGAGGACCUUAUUGCUCGUGCCACGGGCAUGGAAGCCGCCUUGACCUAUGCGGACGCCUCUAUCGGGUUGGCUUCCACUAUAGCAGCGCUUGCACGCCCUCUGAUAGGACAUAGGAAGCAUUUCAUGCUGUUUGAACGAGGCGCAUCCCAGUUUGUUCGGGAUGGCCUUGCAAUGGCAUCAAAAAAGGAUGCCCCUACUUUACUGGGUUACGUCGAUCUCUUUCAACUUGUACAACAGGUUAGAAAGCUCUAUCGAAGAGACAGAAAGCUAUGUCUUACGGUCUACGUCCGCGUUGGAGAGGAUUCGGCACACCAUCUGCUUUCGUCUAUCCUCGAAGAGAUUGCUGCCAUCACAGGUCCAGAGUCCGUCAUGACCAUCCUCCUCCACUGCACUUCUCAAUACUUGGACCCAAGGCAACUCAUCUCUUUUCCCUCGCGGAUGAACAUUCACGUCUUGGUCUGCGGAUCUUUCAACCGAAUUUUUGGCUUGCCCGCGGGGUUUCUCACCGGACCACAGAGUUUGAUUCGAGAGCUCCGAUACACGAGCAGGGGUUAUAUGUUCACUACAUCUCCACCGCCCUUCAUCAUGGACAUGUUGCGAGGUGCCCUAGAGUGGAACCUCACAUCUAUCUAA
Colletotrichum lupini is the source of this 2151-nucleotide messenger RNA. RefSeq names its product aminotransferase class I and II. Gene Ontology annotation, molecular function: transferase activity; pyridoxal phosphate binding. The record is from RefSeq and is a predicted model, not a curated record. Bases 1 to 2151 code for a protein of 716 amino acids. Lineage: Eukaryota; Fungi; Ascomycota; Sordariomycetes; Glomerellales; Glomerellaceae. The transcript has 3 exons. Gene Ontology annotation, biological process: biosynthetic process.